ACUUUUGUUUUAUCUAUUCCUUUACGUAAUAUGCUACGUGAAAAUAUACCUUUUUAAAAUGGGUUUGUAAGAUUAAAUCUGAAAUGUUACGUACUUUAUAAUAUCAUUUCUCUCUCUUGUUUUCGUGCCCUCUCCUGGUGUGUUUUUCUUGCUCAUUAGAUUAAAAUGCAUAAGUAUCCUCCUUGCACUAUGCAUAACUACUGUCAGCAUCAGGCAGUCUUGCAUUUAACCAGCAGCUUUCUAAUUGCAUGCUGGGAUUGAUGCAGAAUUGCAUGCUUGUCAAGACUGUGAACGGCAAAACUUGUGACUUUUCCUCCCCGCCCCCUUCCCCUCUGGUGUGUAUGAGCGGGGGGGGGGUGGAGUUGGGGGCAGACGGCGCGGGACUCACCCCCGCUGGAUAAACGGUAGCAGGUGAUUGGACAGAACCAUAUGUGACAUGAAGCAGCGGAGGCUGCACCUGAGCGUGCUCUCUUACCUCAUUUGAGCUCGGCUGCAGAGAGAGAGGAGAGGGAGAGAGAGAGAGACAUUGAAAGAGAGAAAGAGAGACGGGAAAGAUUAAGCAAGACUGUUGGCGUUUAUGUUUUAAGUUUGAAAAUGCUGUGCACUCAUCCCUACAUAAACUGCAGAGAUGAUAUGAAAUCUCAGCCCUGCGCUUCGCCGAACAAGGGGGUAAUCAAAGUGUACAGUGAAGAUAAUACCAGCCGGGCUGUGGAGGUACCCAGUGACAUCACUGCACGGGACAUCUGCCAGCUGUUCAUCCUGAAGAACCACUGCGUCGAUGACCACAGCUGGACUCUGUUCGAACACAUACCACAUCUGGGCAUCGAGAGAACCAUAGAAGACCAUGAGCCGGUGAUGGAGGUUCAGUCGAGUUGGGGAAUGGACUCAAACUGCUGUCUGUACUUCAGGAAGAAUUAUGCCAAAUACGAGUUCUUCAAAAAGCCUCUUGAUUUUUUUCCUGAGCACAUGGUGUCUAUAUCAAGUGAAACCAAUGGAGUCAUGAACCACUCACAACUAAUCCAGACCUUCCUCAGUUCCAGCUCCUGUCCCGAGAUCCACGGGUUCCUCCACGCUAAAGAACACGGCAGGAAGUCUUGGAAGAAGUUCUACUUUGUUCUGAGAAGAUCAGGAUUGUACUUCUCCAACAAGGGCACAUCAAAGGAACCGAGACACCUUCAGUUUAUUUGUGAGUUCAGCGAGAGCGACGUCUACACGUUAUUAAACGGCAGGAAAGUUUACAGCGCCCCGUCAGACUACGGAUUCUGUGUGAAGGCAAGUAAGUCGAAUGCUGCACGUGACCUGAAGCUGCUGUGUGCAGAUGAUGAACAAACAAGAACGUGUUGGGUUACAGCCAUGCGCCUCUUCAAGUAUGGCAUGCAGCUUUAUCAGAACUUCAUCCAGCCCUAUCAGAAGCAGAAAAGUUCUCCUAUGAGAAGCAUUUCGGAGAACUCACUGGUGGCCAUGGACUUCUCAGGACACAAGAGUCGGGUGAUAGAGAACCCGUCCGAGGCGCUCUCAGUGGCUGUGGAAGAAGGCCUGUCAUGGCGGAGGAAAAGCUGUCACAGGUUGAGCUCUCACGGCAGUCCUUCUACCACUCACAGCUCCAUGUCCAACAUAGCUAUCCAUGUGGCUCAGCCGUGGUUUCACAGUAAAGUGUCCCGGGAUGAGGCUCAGAAAUUAAUCACGCAGCACGGCCUCAUUGAUGGGCUUUUUCUUGUAAGGGACAGCCAAAGUAACCCCAGGACAUUUGUUCUGUCACUGUGCCAUACGCAGAAGAUCAAACACUUUCAGAUUGUACCUGUUGAAGAGAGCGGCGAGUUAUUCUACAGUCUGGACGACGGACACACGCGUUUCACUGACCUGCUGCAACUCGUGGAGUUUUACCAGCUGAACAGAGGCGUUCUGCCCUCAAAGCUUAAACAUCACUGUGCACGAAUCACCCUCUGAAUCGCAGGACGGCCCGUUGAGGCUCCCGAGGACCCCUGCGACGCACCGCGCCCCCACGCGCCUUUAAACACGCGGGGAUAUUUCGGACAUCAGCUUGUGCCUUGGACGGGAAACUCAACCGGCGGAAACCACCCACUUUAUCCGGAGGGUUCACCGUCCACCCCGAGAUGAGCAUCGGGGUCCGACCUGAUCGACUUUAGUGUAUCUUCGCUGAUUUAUGAAAGACUGGUGCUGUCUGCUUGAUAUUAGAAGAGAGCGUGUGUGACACGUAGACUUUUCAGGACCCUGAUGGAGGGAUAAUCAUUUGCGGUGUGGGCGUAGACGGGAAUGUACAGCGUCAAUUUUACAGCGACUAUUUCCUGAAACCACCUUAUUAAGCUACCGAAGAAAGCUCAUUUUGACAUGUAGAGGUGUAAGCGAACUAAAGCUGGGUGUACACUGAACGAUGGUUGCCAGGUUUGUACAUCGUAGGGCAAAAUCAACAAUCUUUAAUUUGUUUGUUUAGAUUUGAUUCAUCUUAUAAAAGUGAUAACUGUACCAUCAAACUUAUAUUGAUAAUCGUGAGCAGACCCCUGACACUCCGAUUUUUUUUAUCUUUUAUUUUUUAGACGACACAUUGUUGACAUGAGUUCCUGCCGUAUGGGUUUCUAUUUUUUGACAGAGGAUGCCAGAUGUAUUGUUAAACGUCCAACAUUGACAAUCGUGACCAAAGCCCUAAAGAUGUACAUUUGACAUCCAACAUGGUUGAUGCCGCACAAUCCGCUUUGGCUUUUACUCACUGGAGUCACUUAAAAGCAACAAUCGUAGAAAUGACAGAUAAACAUCGCACGGUGUGCACCUGGCUUACAAGACAUGGUAUAGCCAUAACCUAAACAUAUAAGCUGAAACUUUUUUGCUGUUUUCCAGAGGGUUACGUUUGACUCUUUUAUUCAUGUGUCAAAAAAUUCAGGUAUUUGUUACACACGGACAUGCUUGUUGCAAGAGAUUCAUGUACGUGCAUGCCAUAGAUGGCACAAUUGUGUUUGCCGCGGACGAUGCUUGACGUUAGACUCCGUGCCGCGGAACGUAUCAUUUCCUCCCAAUGACAGCGACGGGCCUCCGAUAUCACGCGGUUUACAUGGAAGAGCUGUGCGCUCGGGCGAAGAGCGUUUGAGACUAAUCAUGUGACUUAUCGAUGAUCACAGAACUCACAAUUGUUGUAGAUUGAAAUUGAUUUUUAUAGACACGUGGCAGAAUUCAGGUAAAUGGUGUUUUAGACCUGAAUUGGUACAUUUAUUAUGGUGAAAUGAUCAAUGGUUGUUAAAACAUGCUGCAUGUGCAGUUUUCCAGGAGGUCCUGCGUAGUUUAUCUAAAAAAAUGAAGAAGCAACGUUCUUUCUUGAUGUCCAAUAUAAUGGUGCAAAAACAAAGAUUGAAACAUAAACAUUGAACAAAUUCUUGUAAUAAUAGUUAUGAAAUGGCUUGAAGACAUGUCUUCUGGAAAGAUUAGGCACUGUCCACAAAUAUUCAAUCACUUUUUCAAAGCAUUGGAGCCAUAAAUCCCGUUUAGGUAGAUUUUUUUCUAUAUGAUUUUGAAUAGUAAUUAUUGUUUUCAUUGCAAUAAAUGACAUUCUUACAAUUUGUUUUUGUCUUGUUUUGUAAUUACAAAUAUCUAAACAUAUUUGAUUCAAGAUGCAUUUUCUUGACAACAAUAGUGACCUAAGAUAUUUAGUCUUUUUUAAGGAGAAAAAUAUAAGAAUAAAGUAAAUUUAUGAUAAAAAACAAGCAAAAAUCUGACAAUGGGAUUAGACUUGAAUUAGGUACUUUUGAAGUUUAUUUUUCUCACCCCAUUGGCAAAUUCUAUUAUUUUUCGUAAAGCAAGACUAAAUAUCUUCGGUCUCUUUUCUUGUCAAGUAAUUGUAUAUUGAUUUAAGAAGUAUUCGAUAUUUUUACUAAAAACAAGACAAAAGUGCCUAGUAAGAAUGUCAUUUUCUGCAGUGUACUAAUUUUGUGCGCAAUGUUUUCCACAUAACCCCGAUGAACUUCUUUCAACCCAGAGUUAAGAAUCUCAUUCCCUUGCAUUCAAUGUGCUCAACCGAUCAACCCUGUUACCAAAGGUUUUAAAAAGUAUUACAAAUGACAAACAAUAUAUUUUUAAACGCGACAUACCGAUAAGAACAUUUUGUGAAAGUGUGACCUUUAUAUCUUCAAUACUGACUGAGUAAGGACACAUCAAAUAUCGAAUCUCUUGUGAAACCAAUGGUGAAAAUCAAACUUUGAUGCUUCUCUCAGAACUAGAUUUUAGACUUUAGACUGGUUUUCACAGACUGGGUCACAUUUCCCGAAGAUUAUUAACCAACACGUGGUCCCAAACUAUCACACCAAUCAGGUUUUUAUCUGUAAGUAGACCUCAGUCUUAAAAUUUGAUAACAGGGUUCCAGACCUCUUAAAAAAUAAACGGCCGACUAAACAGAUAAUGUAAUGAUUGUUUAACCUCGCGAGGUUGAAUGACGAACCUUUUCUAAAUCUUAAGCACCUCCUUCAUUUUUAGCCGAAGACUCUUUAACUUUUUGUGGAAAGUGCCAUUUAAGAACUGCACGUUCAUCACGUCCACUGGGCCGUUUUGUAGAAACGAAUCAACCGCGUUUUCUCAGUCUUUGAUCUUUUCUGUGUAUGUUUCUUGUAGAAUGACUUGUACAAUGUCGCAAUAUGAUCAAUUGUUUUACAGCUGUGUAUUAAAACUAAAAUUGGGGGGAAAAAAUCACAAAAGCAUUUAAAGGCGUUCAGAUGGUCAAGGUUAUAAUUGCACUGUAGUUGAAACACUGGGAACUUGACUUCUUUUCGUGAUGCUCAUCCAGUACGAUAAGAUUCCUUUUCUCUGACUGUUAGUUUUUAUUUCAUGAUGAUGUUUUAAGGAUAUUUUGUGUCUGUUAUUGCCGCCAUAUCAUCCAAGUACAUGGAUCUGCGUCUGUCUGGAUGCUGGACUGUAGGUGAAAGGAAACGACCGUGAUUUUGUACAUUAUCAUGUUCUUUUCAAGAGCGAAGAUCAAUUACAGCAGAUGUGCUUGUGAUUUUCUGAUUGUAUCAGAGUGGAAACCCACCCACAGUCAUAUUGCCUGCAUUGAAAUCAGAUCCAAUCAAAAGCCUGCGUCUGAUCAAAGAACUCAGUCAUUUUCUGAGUCCAAUGUUUAGUGAACAUUCACUCGACGUUGUGUGUGUCGUUGACUUUUGUUUUGCAUUUUUUAUUUCUGUUAUUUUAUGUAAAUGGAAAACUCACUCUACCUUUUAUUUCCAGUUUGUUUAAUGACAUUGACAGCAAAUAAACUUGAAACACCUUGCUCCA
Molecule: messenger RNA, 5268 nt
Organism: Triplophysa dalaica
Lineage: Eukaryota; Metazoa; Chordata; Actinopteri; Cypriniformes; Nemacheilidae
Gene: grb14
Product: growth factor receptor-bound protein 14
Exons: 13
Coding region: 595-1947 (450 amino acids)
Biological process (GO): insulin receptor signaling pathway; negative regulation of insulin receptor signaling pathway
Cellular component (GO): plasma membrane; cytoplasm
Source: RefSeq, a predicted model, not a curated record